AUGUCAAAUAGAUCAGGAACACCUCCGAAGAGGCGAAUCUCAGAAGCGGCAUCUUCACCCCCACCUAAAACUUCAAAAAUGUCAGCUUCCGCACCCAUUUUCAAUCCGUCAAGACCCAUCAUAACGAACCCUUCCACUUCCACUGCCGCCACUCAAGGGAAGUCAUUCCAUGAUGUAGCCAGUGCUAUGUUGAAGAAACCCUCAAGUGGAGAAGAGGCUGAAGACGUAGCCGGAAAUGUACCGUUAGGAGAAACUAGCAGCAGAGUAACAAAACCUUUACCCUCAAGUGGAAGAAGAGGUGCUCCUUCAUCGACAACUCAACAAAGAGCAGAUUUCGUUCCUAAACAGGCUACUGUUCCCAAGACCAGUUCAGAUAAAGAAAACACUAGAAGAUUGAUUGUCGUUCUUUCUCAAGCAUGUUUAGAGGCUUAUCGAGUGUCAUCAGGUUCAGGGGGUAAAAGUUCUUCAGGAAAGGAGGCUAAAUACGCUUUGUUGAAUUGUGAUGAUCAUCAAGGUAUCUUGGCUAAGACAGGAAGGGAUAUUGCGGAUGCUAGACCUGAUAUCACUCAUCAGUGCCUCUUGACCCUCCUCGAUUCCCCUCUCAAUAAAGCUGGUUUACUUCAAGUAUACAUUCACACAGCUAAAGGUGUUUUAAUCGAAGUUAACCCAAGCGUGAGAAUACCGAGAACCUUCAAACGUUUUUCUGGUUUAAUGGUACAACUUUUGCACAAACUUUCCAUCAGAGGUGUAAAUGGGAGUGAAAAGCUAUUGAGAGUAAUCAAGAACCCAAUCACAGAUCACCUGCCUACAAACACCAUAAAGCUUACUCUCUCCGCUGAUGCUCCUACAAUUCGACUAUCACAAUUCCUACCCACUUUACCUGAAACUCAUUCAGUGUGUGUAUUCGUAGGUGCCAUGGCUAGAGGAGCGGAUAAUUUCGCGGAUCAAUUCGUGGAUCAGAAGAUCUCAAUCAGUGAUUACUCCUUAUCUGCUUCCGUUGCAUGUGGUAAAUUCUGCUGUGCAAUGGAGGAAAUGUGGGAUAUCAUUUAA
This is a messenger RNA of Kwoniella shivajii, 1050 nucleotides long. RefSeq lists its product as uncharacterized. The transcript has 8 exons. NCBI's taxonomy places the organism in Eukaryota, Fungi, Basidiomycota, Tremellomycetes, Tremellales, Cryptococcaceae. Gene Ontology annotation, cellular component: nucleolus; small-subunit processome. Gene Ontology annotation, biological process: rRNA base methylation. The coding region runs from base 1 to 1050 and encodes 349 amino acids. Gene Ontology annotation, molecular function: rRNA binding; rRNA (pseudouridine) methyltransferase activity. The record is from RefSeq and is a predicted model, not a curated record.